Molecule: messenger RNA, 396 nt
Organism: Fusarium odoratissimum NRRL 54006
Lineage: Eukaryota; Fungi; Ascomycota; Sordariomycetes; Hypocreales; Nectriaceae
Exons: 3
Coding region: 1-396 (131 amino acids)
Source: RefSeq, a predicted model, not a curated record
AUGGGAAUGGGAACGAAGAUCCUGGUCGAGCUCGAUGGGGAUCUCCAGGGCUUGAACUUGAAGGUCAAGGGGGGCGUUUGCUAUCAGUGCAGGGGCCUCUUGGUUGAUCAGGUGUUGCUCUGUAAGGAUAAAAAGUCUCCCUCGCGUGAGCCAUUGGCGGUGAUGCCCACCCUUUUCUUACCUGUGCAUUCCUCAAACGGGCUGCUCCCGAGCCAAGCUAGUGGCGUCUGCCGACCGACGGGAUCAGUGUUGGGGUCUGUGGCCGUCUUCCGAACGCCGUCGGCCCCUAGACGAAGCCAUCACGACAGAGAAAAUAAUAAGACACAACCGGAAGCAGAAGCAGCGGAAGAAGAAAAAGAAACGGUGGGUGACGAUAGGAAUGUGACUCGGUGGUGA